This is a messenger RNA of Plasmodium inui San Antonio 1, 1680 nucleotides long. RefSeq lists its product as hypothetical. NCBI's taxonomy places the organism in Eukaryota, Apicomplexa, Aconoidasida, Haemosporida, Plasmodiidae. The transcript has a single exon. Bases 1 to 1680 code for a protein of 559 amino acids. The record is from RefSeq and is a predicted model, not a curated record.
AUGAUUAAAAGCGGACGUGGAAAACAAAAUGGGAAGAACGCAGCUCGGUACCUUAUCCUCGUGUUAACCUACGUGCUUAUAUCGGUGCUGUUGUCAUUAUACUUCCUGGUCAGGAGGGCAAAGGAGGAGCUGCAAAAGUGUCGACCGAUAAACUGGCACCUGUGCCGACUCAAAACACUUAUUAAGAAAGGGAUCAACAGAAUCUACACCUCAUGCAAGUGGUCCGAUCGGAAGAUACACUGUACCGGUGAACAUAUUCUCCAAAGAGUCGCCAACUUUUUUAAGCGACGAAGAUCUACCACAUCCCAUCCAAAAGAACGAACUGUGAAAACGCCAAAGCAUGUUUAUAUUGUUUUAAAAAAGAGAGACGUUAUUAUACUACAGCGGGAGAAAAAACUUUCGACCUACCUCGUGAACAUUGCUGUGUGCCUGUAUGAGCACAAAGUGGCACAUGUCAGUAUCUAUGUGGCUGAGUGCCUUUUCGAUUCUGUCUUUUUCGAUGAGUUGGCGGGUGGGCUGCAGAGGUGCGGGUUCUUGAUGAGCCCCUCCGAAGGGGGGGUUCGCGCUAUUGGCUGUAUUGGCGGUGAUGGCGAUAAUAGCAGUAAUAGCCGUGGUGGCGAUGACGUGGCUGACCGGCGCAACGGCGCUAACCUUUUCAACGGGGGUGUGCACCAAUUCACCGUCGCGAGGUGUGGCCCCCCACAAACACCCCCCACGCUGCAUCUAAAGUUCGUGAACAAAUCGGACGCACACAACAAGCUCAUCGACGCAGCGGAAGGAAGAAACAUCACUUCAGAAGGGCAGGUAGUAACAGAUGCAGUGCGUCAUCCCAUGUACAAUAAAACGGUGGAAGAAUUAAUAAAAAAAAUUGUCGAUUUUGACAAAAAAAGGUUAUUCGAAGAAAAGGGGAAAACAUUCCAGUGGGUAUGCUACGUUUUUUUUGUUUUCUUCACCCAAGUGAAAGAAAUAAGCGUGAUGCAGUUAAAACGAGUCCUUCCUUCCUUGUGCAAGAAGGUGAAAUGUGUCGUCACGCAAAUUAGAAAACGUGUCACUUGUUUCGUUACACAGUUGGGGGGGUUAUACUCCCCAGUGGGCGAAAGCGAAAGCAACCUUUCGGCAAACACCCCAACACAGAAGACGAGAACGAAAUUUUCAAUUCUUAAUUCUACCCUGGAAGAAGUAAAGAGGGAUGACUUCCCUGGCAGCCAAGAGCAACCCGAAGGAGAUACAGAAACGGCACUUUCGCUUAUGAAUCAUUUUCUCACAAACUCUGCUGUGAAGGAUCAGCAAUCAAUAAAUACCAUAAAGCAGUUAAUAGAGAAGAGCAUCCCUUUGUAUGUCCAACCAAUAUGCAAUGACAUUUUCGAAGCUUCUUUUAACGACACACAAGUCGACGUGGUUCUAUCCUUAAGAAUAGGACUCACUGAUUAUUUGGCUUAUACACUUACACGAUAUCAGAAUGGGGAGUCCGUACAGAAAGAAAAUCUCCUGCACUUUUUAAAGGAUUAUUUGAGUUCCCUUUUUUUUUUGUAUGAUGUUAUUCACCCUUUUAACAAGGACGGUAUUCAACCUUGGGUUUUGUCCAACGCGGAGGUCUACGAAUUUUUUGAUUACAGCGAUGCGUCUGUGAGGCAGGCGCUGGCUUACUACGGCCGUUCCCUGCAGAGGCACGGCUUCUGA